Messenger RNA from Oncorhynchus masou masou (cherry salmon), 5503 nucleotides. RefSeq names its product teashirt zinc finger homeobox 3b (gene tshz3b). Gene Ontology annotation, biological process: regulation of transcription by RNA polymerase II. The transcript has 3 exons. Gene Ontology annotation, molecular function: DNA-binding transcription factor activity, RNA polymerase II-specific; DNA binding. The coding region runs from base 604 to 4026 and encodes 1140 amino acids. The record is from RefSeq and is a predicted model, not a curated record. NCBI's taxonomy places the organism in Eukaryota, Metazoa, Chordata, Actinopteri, Salmoniformes, Salmonidae. Gene Ontology annotation, cellular component: nucleus.
UUCGAACUGCUCUCAGUGGAUUUUGAACGCGCUUGGACAAAAUAACGGAGCGAGCCAGCGUGUGGGCGACAAGUCCGUCCAUCUCUUCUUUCAACGUUUGUCUUUAUCGCUCUAUCUUAAAACAAUAUAUAUAUAUGUUGAUGUUUUAAGGGGACUUGGAAACACUGGGAUUUUCAUACGAUGGCUACAGCGACGCUGAGAUGCUGCCUUGCUGUUUUUUAAAUUGCGUGUGAUUACCAGAAUCAAACUCCUCAUGGAUAACGCAGUAAAUCAACCGAUUGACUUGCCUGUUGCAGCCUCCAACACGGAGUGAGAAUCACAUUGAGGCUGAAGAUUUUUUCCCCCCCGCCACUGUACUCCCGGUCUCAAACACACUGUGAUAUCCAAGUCGAACAGGAAAAAGAAAAAAAAACGCCUGUUCUUCUUCAUCUUCAGAUCUACCCUUUCUUCAAUGUCUGCAUUUUUGUUUGAAAACUGCCGAUCUAUGUCAGCCUUCUGAAAGCGCCCCGGGUACCGUGUAAGGAAGCGCCUCUAUCAAAGAAGAGCGGACCAGCUAGGGAUCUCUGGGGCUAGAGAAGAAGUCUUCAGAACCCCGAGAUAAGCAUGCCGCGAAGGAAACAGCAAGCGCCCCGGCGUGCAGCAGCGUAUGCCCCUGAGGAUGAGAAGGAGGCUGCCCUGCUCGACGAGGACCUGGAGGGGGAGGACUCUGCCGGGGAGGAGGAGCCUGCGGUCAAGUACAUGUGCCAAGACAAGGACUUCCUUUUCAAUGACCGGCCUGGUUUCCAUGACUCCCCCGUGGCCGACUUCUCCGGCCAUGAGUUGGACAAUGAGUCUCACCUGAGUGAGUCCAGUGACCGCAUGUCAGACUUUGAGAGUGCCUCUCUCAAAAACGAGGAGGAGGUCGCGAAGGUGCCCCUAACGUCCUUGUCGCCAUCUUCCUCUGUCAUGAUGGCCACCACCACAGCUACAGCCAUGGAGGAUGGCGCCACCACCGGGCCAGACAGCCUGGAACAGAUGAAGGCCAUCUACACCAGCUUCCUGACCAACUCUUACUGGUCGUCUCUGAACUUCAACCUCACCCAGCCGCCAGCGGUGGAAAAACCUCCACGCAGCCACAGCAGCAGCAGCAGUAGCAGUAGCAGCAGUUGUGGCAGCAAUGGCAAUGGUUACGACUGGCACCAAUCCGCCGUGGCCAAGACCCUCCAGCAGGUCUCUCAGAACCAGAACCGGCUCAUCCACCCAGCAGCGGAGCAAAACAACCUAUUCAGCACCGUGCAGCUCUACCGUCAGAGCACGAAGCUCUACGGCUCCAUCUUCACAGGUGCCAGUAAGUUCCGCUGCAAGGACUGCAGCGCUGCCUACGACACGCUGGUGGGGCUGACUGUACACAUGAAUGAGACAGGCCACUACCGCGAUGACAACCACGAGACAGACAGCGACGGCACCAAGCGCUGGUCCAAGCCACGCAAGCGAUCCCUCCUGGAGAUGGAAGGGAAAGAAGAUGCCCAGAAGGUCCUGAAGUGUAUGUACUGUGGACAUUCCUUUGAGUCUCUGCAGGACCUCAGUGUCCACAUGAUUAAGACAAAACACUACCAGAAAGUGCCUCUGAAGGAGCCAGUGACUCCUGUGGCAGCCAAGAUCUUCUCCUCCGCCCGGAAGAGAGCCCCCAUCGAGCUCGACCUCCCCAGCUCCCCAGACUCCAAUGGGGGCACCCCCAAAACCUCCCUAAAUGACCAUAAUGACCCCCUACAGAAGGCAUCCAACCCCUACAUCACCCCAAAUAACCGUUACGGCCACCAGAAUGGAGCCAGCUAUGCAUGGCAGUUCGAGUCCAGGAAGUCCCAGAUCCUGAAAUGCAUGGAAUGUGGCAGCUCCCACGAUACACUUCAGGAGCUUACAGCACAUAUGAUGGUGACCGGUCACUUCAUCAAGGUCACAAACUCUGCCAUUAAGAAAGGCAAGCCCAUCAUGGAGUCUCCCCCACCGCCCGUCCCCACCAUCUCUGCCGGUGAGGAGAAAUUCCAGUCUGUACCACUGGCAGCCACAGCAUUCUCCCCACCUCCUCCACCCAUACCUCCUCCCUCUAGUGUUUCCCCUGCCAUGGCUGUGGAGAUUAAGAAGGAGGAGAAGGAAGAGGAAUGUAUGAAGGAUACCACUAACAGCAGCAAAGACAAGAAGACCGGAGAUGACGAGACAGAGGAGAAAUUCGAUAUCUCCUCCAAAUACUCUUACUUAACAGAGGAGGAUCUAGAGGAGAGCCCUAAGGGAGGGUUUGACAUCCUCAAGUCCUUGGAGAACACAGUGACAUCAGCCAUCAACAAAGCACAGAACGGUGCUCCCAGCUGGGGAGGCUACCCCAGCAUCCAUGCUGCAUACCAGCUCCCAAACAUCAUGAAGCUUUCACUGGCCAACUCAGGGAAGAGCUCAGCUCUGAAGUACAUGUUCCCCGGAGGAGAGAUCCUGUCCCAAAACGCCAAAAACCAACCUCUGAUCUCCUCGCCUAGCCGUCAGACCUCUCCUCUCCCCAAAAACAACUUCCAAGCCAUGGAGGAGCUGGUGAAGAAGGUGACUGAGAAAGUAGCCAAGGUGGAGGAGAAGAUGCGGGAGCCGAAUGUAAGGGCGUCCCCACUGAGACGAACCACACCCUCCCCCUGCAGCAGCGAGGCCGGGGAGUCAGCCAGAGGGGAGUCCCCUAAAGAGAGGAGAGGGUCUAAAACCCCAGAGAGCAUCGGAGGAGGCAGCCACAAAGACUGUAACGGUGACACCAAUAUGAAGGAGUCGCUGGAGAAUGGAAUGGAGUCGGCUGUCAAAUCCCCCAUCUCUGCCUUGUGUGGCAGCACAGCCAUUAUUACAGACCACCCGCCAGAGCAGCCCUUCGUCAAUCCUCUAAGUGCGCUUCAGUCCGUGAUGAACGUCCACCUGGGUAAGGCAGCCAAGCCUGCUCUGCCGUCCCUGGACCCCAUGAGCAUGCUCUUCAAGAUGAGCAACAGCCUGGCAGAGAAGGCCGCGGUCGCCGCUUCCACCCCAGCUCAGACAAAAAAAAACAACGAGCACUUAGACCGCUACUUCUACCACGUCAACAACGACCAGCCAAUAGACCUGACCAAAGGCAAGAAUGAAAAGAGUAGCUCCCUGGGUUCGGCUGCCCUGUCGUCAUCCACAUCAACACCCUCCUCUGUCUCCCCCUCCUCCACAGCCACCAUGGCCAAGGCCUCAUCUGCUGUGGCUUCAUUCAUGUCCAACUCCCCGCUGCGUGAGAACGCCCUGUCUGACAUAUCAGACAUGCUGAGAAACCUGACAGAGAGUCAAGCCUCUAAGUCCUCCACGCCCACCAGCCUGUCGGAAAGGUCUGACCUCGAGGGUUCCACUCAAGAGGAGCUAGAGGAGAUCUCUCCAGCCCAGAAACGCAAGGGCCGGCAGUCCAACUGGAACCCCCAGCACCUGCACAUCCUACAGGCCCAGUUCGCUGCCAGCCUCCGGCAAACUGGCGAUGGGAAGUACGUGAUGUCAGACCUGAGCCCCCAGGAGAGGAUGCACAUCUCCCGUUUCACAGGCCUCUCCAUGACGACCAUCAGCCACUGGCUGGCCAACGUCAAGUACCAGCUGAGGAGAACCGGAGGGACGAAGUUCUUAAAGAACCUGGACUCAGGCCACCCAGUGUUCUUCUGCAGCGAUUGUGCUUCUCAGAUCCGUUCCCCCUCCACCUACGUCAGCCACUUGGAGUCUCACCUGGGCUUCAGACUCCGAGACCUGGCCAAACUGUCUGGAGAGCAGCUUGUCAGCCAGAUCUCACGUCACACCAAAAGCCUGUCCGAAAAACUGCUCUCCAACCACUCCAACUCUCACUCCCACGCCCACUCCCCAUCUCCCUCCCCUGACGAGGACGGCAGCAGCACCUCGUAUCAGUGCAAGCUCUGCAACCGGACUUUUGCAAGCAAGCACGCAGUCAAGCUCCACCUGAGCAAGACCCAUGGGAAAUCCCCAGAGGACCACCUUAUGUAUGUCUGUGAGCUUGAGAAACAGUAGCACUAAGCUGUGGACAUGCUGCACUCUCUCUCUCUCUCUCUCUCUCUCUCUCUCUCUCCCGUUCUCUCUUGGUCUAUCUUUAGCCUUUCACAGACAUUUCUUUCGAAAAAAGGCCUAGAAACUAUUAAGUGAUGAAACUGCACAAAGAUGCCAUAGAACUACUGUUUAGUUUCGGCACAUGGUUUCUGAUUAUCUUUAAGGUCGACUCACUCUGGCCCAAGAAUCUUUUGUUUGUUUAUGCUCUCCUUUUUGCUGUUGUCACUGAUGAAACAUAUGAAGGUUAAACAAUAUUUUAAAAUGAAGUGGUAUGUAUUUGAAAGUUGUGUAAAUUGGAUUUGAUUUCUUUAUAUUUUGGCAUCAUUGAGAUGCGAUAAGCUGCAUGCAUAAAUUAAACAGUUUAGUUAAACAUUUGGUAACUAAAUCUGGUGCACUUUUUUUUUUCUCUCUCUCUCUUUCGCUCUCUUUUUGUUAAUGUGACCUUUAUGUGCUGGUGUCAGUCAGCAUCUGAAAUUUAACCCUCUGAGUACGGCCAAGCACUUCCACCCGAAUGAUCCAAAACCCUUAUCAAAGCAAAACAUUUUAGAUUGGAAUUGACCGAGCUAUUGUGUCGUGUGUAAGAUGCACAGUGAAAGCACCACAUGUCCCUGUCCAACAGCCAAUCUCUAAAGAUGCAUCGUAUGUGAUGCAAAAUCUCAAUCUGAAGUCGUUUACUUUGUUUAAUCAGGGGCCUCUAUGAAUUCAGGUCUAUGUAAAAAUGUAUAUAAAAACAUAUAUACUAAUUCCUGUCUAAAUUAUGCAUCAUUUUUAUAUUUUUAAUUUAAGAGGAGUAUGACUAUCUACUGGUGCACAAUAUAUGAAGACAUUAAUGAAAUUGUUUUGCACAAUAGUUUUAUAAAUAUGUUAUUUAAUCAAAUGAUGUGAAAAUAAGAGGAACAAAAUUACCCAGAACUCUUUUAUUUCCACCUCGUGCUCAAAGGGUUAAACCUCUAGUACAAGACAGUACAUGUGCCGGUAUUUGAACGUUAAAAUAUAAAGGUUGUACAAAAGAAGUUACUGUAAGAAGUAAUGAAGAAUUCCACAUGUAACCUCUUAUUUAUAAGCACUCUUGGUUGUCGUUUCAUAUCGUAGGAUGCCUUUGGAUUGGUAUUUCUUCUUUUUUUUCUGUCUAAUUACUCUCCCACAAUUCCGCACUGCAGCUUUAUCUUUUUGGGAUAUGAAAGGUAACCAUGGUUACCUCACCUCUGAUUGACAGUUCUGCUACAAUUUUGGCAGUUAAUUUGCUAAAGUAACUGACAGCUGCCAGUGUACAGAAAUCUUAGGUGUAAAAUAUUGGCAUGUAAACAGCACAGACACUGUUAUGCAUUCUGUGCCGUGUUUUUGUUGUUGUUGUUGUUGACAAUGAAGCACCCAUUAUAUGACUUCAUAUAACCUUUUUUUUCUACUGCAGCAUUAAAGGAAACAGUUUUUUGCAAUAACA